This is a messenger RNA of Neopsephotus bourkii (Bourke's parrot), 4728 nucleotides long. RefSeq lists its product as uncharacterized. Gene Ontology annotation, biological process: DNA integration; virion assembly; proteolysis. The transcript is spliced from 3 exons. The record is from RefSeq and is a predicted model, not a curated record. Bases 1 to 4728 code for a protein of 1575 amino acids. Gene Ontology annotation, molecular function: aspartic-type endopeptidase activity; zinc ion binding; RNA-DNA hybrid ribonuclease activity. NCBI's taxonomy places the organism in Eukaryota, Metazoa, Chordata, Aves, Psittaciformes, Psittacidae.
AUGCGAAGAAGUAAACUGAUUGAUUAUUGCAAUACCUGGUGGCCACAAUAUGAAUUAGAGGAUCAGGAAAAAUGGCCUGAGAAUGGAACUCUGCAUUAUAAUACUAUCCUGCAGUUAAUGCUGUACUGUAAAAGAAAGGAAAAGUGGGAUGAGGUACCAUAUGUGGAUCUUUUCUUUACCUUAAGAAACAAAGAAAAGUGGCAAAAAUCCUGCGGAAUAAUGAUUGUUAAGACAAGUAAUGCCGGAGAGUGUAAAGGAUGUGCUGAAGGAAAGGAAUGUGAGAAGUGCCUUGCCUCAGGGAACAGUCGGCAACAUCAAAAGGAUGAGGAAGAUCUAGGGUUGUUAAUAGCUCCACUUACCUCGUUAGCGAUAAAGGGAGAAAGGGGGGAAGGAGGUGACAGUGAUGAUGAUCUUGAGAAUAGGAGUGAUUAUGACUGUAAAGAGACACAAAGCUCUGUUACUCCGGUUUCCCACCGAACCCGCCAGAGGGAAGGACGGGAAAGGAGAAUGCAGACUCAGGUGUCUCAGCCGGCUAGUGCGGUGCUUGCACCCUUGAGGCAGGGAGUUGGAGCGGAAGGACCAGUGUAUGUCAAAAUGCCUUUCUCCCCCGGGGAUUUGGUGAUUUGGAAGCAAUCAGCAGGGACAUAUAGGGAAAAUCCUGAUAAAGUAGCUCGUGUAAUGAAAAUGAUCAUGAAAACUCAAAAUCCCGAUUGGGAUGAUAUCCAGGUGCUGUUAGAUACCCUUAUGGAUUCAACAGAAAAAGAAAUGGUGUUGCGGGCUGCAAGAGAGAGGGUCCGGGAGGAUAUACGGCAGGGACUAGUUGAGGGAAACAUAGAUCAGAACUUCCCCAUGGAAGAUCCGAUGUGGGACUAUAACACGGGAAGGGGAAUGAGGAAUUUGCGAAGGUAUCAAGAUUGGGUGGUCAUUGGAGUGCAAAAGGCUAUACCUAAAACAAUAAACUGGUCAAAGUUGUAUAGUGUGAGGCAAGAAAAGACAGAGUCGCCGUCUGUUUUUCUGGAAAGGCUUAAAGAGACAGCGAAAAAAUACACAGAUCUGGACGUGGAAAGUGAGCAGGCAAAAGCACAAUUGGCUUUAAUCUUUUUAGGGCAAUCUCAGGAAGACAUUAGAAAGAAACUGCAGAAGUUAGAGGGAGCAGACUUGCGAGAUUUGGAUAGACUGUUGGAAGUGGCUUGGAAAGUGUAUAAUAAUAGGGAAAAAGAGAGCUCCCGGAGGCAGCAACAAAAUCUGUUGGCAGUGAUCCAGGGGAGAGAACGAGGCUUUUCUAACCUGAGGGGAAGGGGGAGAGGAAAUAUGCGGGGACGAGGAAGGGGAAGAGGAUUCUAUAAUCCAAAUGUAGAGACAAAUGCAAGAGGAAUAGGAUAUAAUCAGUGUGCAAACUGCUUACAGGAGGGACACUGGAAAAAUGAAUGUCCACUAAGGGGAAAGCAAACUAUGUCCCCCAGGAACCCCUUUGUGGGAUCGGAAGUAGCUCAGACAAUGAAUAAGGAGCCCCUUGUGAAAAUACAGCUGGGAACAGAAGAAGUGAAAUUUUUAGUGGAUACAGGGGCUACCUAUUCAGUUUUAAACGAUUUACAUGGGAGGAUAGGGAAGAAAACAACUACAAUAGUCGGAGCCACAGGGAGGGAGGAAACACGGCCAUUCCUACGACCCCUAGACUUGCGCUUUGGGGGAAAAGAGCUGACACAUGAAUUUCUGUACAUGCCUGAAUGUCCUAUUCCACUUUUAGGACGAGACUUAUUAGCUAAAUUGGAUGCAAAAAUUAUUUUUGAAAACGGUGAAUUGACCAUGCAGGUUCCGGAAUCGAAGGCAGGACAAAUUUUGGUUUUGAAAAAUAAGCCCACUGCUCGAAUUCCGGAGGAGGUAGAACAAGCAGUAAUACCGACAGUUUGGGAAACAGGAGUCCCGGGAAAAUCGAAAAGUGCCCAACCAGUAAUAGUGGAAUUAAAGGAUGGAGCUAGACCAGUGAGAGUUAAACAAUAUCCCCUGAAAUUAGAAGCAAGAUUUGGGAUUAUAAAAACAAUUGAGAAGUUUUUAAAGUAUCAAAUUUUAGAGGAAUGUGAAUCAGAAUAUAACACUCCAAUUUUCCCAGUAAAGAAACCUAAUGGUGAGUAUAGGUUGGUUCAGGAUUUGAGAGCCAUAAACGAGAUAACAAAAGAUAUCCACCCAGUAGUCGCUAACCCUUAUACAUUGUUAACAUCUGUGAAGGAAAAAUAUAAAUGGUUUACUGUGAUCGAUUUAAAAGAUGCCUUCUUCUGCAUCCCUCUUGACGAAAGUAGCAGGAAACUGUUUGCAUUCGAAUGGGAAAAUCCACAGAAUGGACGAAAGAUGCAAUUAACAUGGACCAGGCUUCCACAGGGAUUUAAAAACAGUCCAACACUCUUCGGAAACCAGUUAGCCAAGGAAUUGGAAGCGUGGACCACCCAAGGAAAAAUACAGGUACCCAGAUCACAGUAUCUCCUACUGCAAUAUGUUGAUGAUAUUUUUAUUGCAACAGAACAAGAGUCACUGUGUAUAAAGGUAACCAUUGAAAUUUUGAACCAAUUAGGUUUGAAUGGGUACAAGGUUUCAAAGGAAAAGGCACAAAUUGCAUGCACCACUGUAUUGUAUUUAGGGUGCGAAAUUUCACAAGGACAGCGAAAGCUAGGAAUAAAUCGCAUAGAGGCUAUUUGUGCCAUUCCAGAACCACGAAAUCUACAUGAAUUGAGAACAUUUUUGGGCAUGACAGGGUGGUGCAGAUUAUGGAUAAUGAACUAUGGCCUCAUUGCAAAACCUCUGUAUGAGGCCCAGAAAUCACCUGUUUUUGUUUGGAAUGAACCACAGAAAGAGGCCUUUAAAAAACUGAAAGAGACAUUGAUGAAGUCUCCAGCAUUGGGCCUCCCGGAUUUGACAAAGGACUUUCAAUUAUUUGUCCACGAGAGACAGAAACUAGCACUGGGAGUAUUGACUCAAAGACUCGGAAGCUGGAAGAGACCAGUAGGAUAUUUCUCAAAACAGCUGGACCCGGUAAGUGCGGGAUGGCCGUCAUGCUUGAGAGCAGUAGCAGCCACUAUUGUUUUGAUACAAGAGGCCAGAAAAUUGACUUUGGGAAGACACAUGGAGGUGUUUGUACCACAUAUGGUGACAACCGUCUUGGAACAAAAAGGGGGGUACUGGUUAUCUCCUAGCAGAAUGAUGAAAUACCAAGCGAUUCUAACAGAGCAAGAUGAUGUAAGUUUAAAGACUACUAACCUGUUAAACCCAGCAGCUUUCCUAGGAGCAGAACUGGAAGGAGAGACGCUUGAACAUAACUGUAUAGAGGUCAUCGAGCACACAUAUGCAACCAGAGCCGAUCUGAAGGAUGCACCUCUUGAACAACCAGACUGGGAACUCUUCACAGAUGGAAGCAGCUUUGUGGAAAAUGGAACACGAUAUGCAGGAUAUGCUGUAACAACACAGCAGGAGGUAAUUGAAGCCAAAGCAUUACCUCCAGGAACAUCAGCCCAGCGGGCAGAACUGAUAGCUCUCACGAGAGCACUGGAAUUGAGCACUGACAAAAAGGCAAAUGUAUGGACAGACUCAAAAUAUGCAUUUGGUGUAGUGCACAUUCAUGGAGCGUUAUGGAAAGAACGAGGACUGUUGUCCUCACAAGGGACUAACAUAAAGUAUCAAAAGGAAAUACUAGAAUUAAUAAUUGCCGUGCAAAAGCCCAAACAGGUGGCCGUCAUGCACUGCAAGGCACACCAAGGAGGAACAUCGAAGAUAUCCGAAGGAAAUACAUUGGCAGAUCGAACAGCUCGACAGGUGGCCCGGAAGGUAUGGAAUAUGAUGGCACUGAUACCUCUCAAGGUAAGCCCACUCCAUACCUAUCUUUCACAAAAACCAACCUACUCAAAAGAAGAUGAAAAAUUGGCUGGACUUUUAAGAGCUCAAAAGAACUCUGAAGGGUGGUAUAUAACAACAACUGGACAAGUGAUAGUGCCACCUGCAAUCAUGCGAAAAAUUCUACAGACUGAGCAUCAGAAGUGUCAUUGGGGUGCAGAAGCAUUGGUAACUUAUCUAAGGCGAGGAAUAGUUUCCACACAGAUGUUAACUAUGGCAAAAUCAGUGGGAUCAAAAUGUGAGGCUUGUUUGAAAAAUAACCCAGUAGUGAGGAGACAAAUUGAGAUGGGAAGAAUCAGAAUAGGGACAGAACCAGGAGAUUAUUGGCAAGUUGAUUUUGUAGAAUUACCAAAGGCCCAAGGAUAUAAAUAUCUAUUAGUAGGGGUCGACACCUUUUCUGGAUGGCCGGAAGCCCUUCCCUGUCGCACCAAUCAGGCGAAAGAAACAGUGAAAUGGUUGCUCAAAGAAAUCAUUCCAAGGUUUGGUGUUCCUCUGGGAAUGUCAUCAGAUAGAGGCCCACACUUUAUUGCAACAAUAGUGCAGGAAAUAAGUAAAACCCUAACCAGAUUGAGAAGCACCCUGGUGUGGAACAGGCCAUUGUCCUUGGAGAAUCCAGUGCAUGAUAUUCAACCAGGAGAUCAAGUAUAUAUCCGAAACUGGAACGAAGAACCGUUAAAAGAACGGUGGGAUGGACCCCGUCUGGUGCUGUUAACAACAUUCACUGCAGUAAAGGUAGAAGGGAUAGACUCUUGGAUACAUUACACACGAGUGAAGAGGGUCCCGAAGGUCUGGGAAACACAAAUAUUAAGUCCCACAAGACUUAAACUGAAGUGUAAGCAGGAUGUUUAG